This is a messenger RNA of Coregonus clupeaformis (lake whitefish), 6968 nucleotides long. Its product is annotated as tenascin-X. Gene Ontology annotation, molecular function: protein binding. Lineage: Eukaryota; Metazoa; Chordata; Actinopteri; Salmoniformes; Salmonidae. The transcript is spliced from 18 exons. The record is from RefSeq and is a predicted model, not a curated record. Bases 397 to 6720 code for a protein of 2107 amino acids.
AUGGUCAGUCAAUCAGAGCUUCCCAAGAGUAGGGAGAGGGAGCUUUGGACUGACUGACAGACAUUGGUCGGGGAGAGGGAGCUUUGGACUGACUGACAGACAUUGGUCAGGGAGAGAGGUAGAGUCUAUCCAGGGAAAUUCCUGCGAUACAGUGGCGAGGGAGUCUUUGAAUAUCCUUCACUUUGAGGCAACGGUUCUACAGAUUCACAUGAAUAAGGCAACCCCUUGAUGAGAAAACCCCUUGACUUAUAGGCACCUCCACAGCAGAGAGUUUAUCCCUCUGCCCCAGCCUUUCCUUGAAAACGGUCAUUUUUUGAAGUGGUCUACUAUCAGUUUCUCUUCAACCAACAAAGACAAUUGCCCUCCCCUCCACCUGAAGGCAACUUCCAGCCCAAAAUGCCUCUUGUCCCAUCCUUCCUCCUCCUGCUCCUCGCCUGCCCUGCCCUCCUGACCCCGUCAGGUUCACAGAGCCUGCAGACUGGGGAUCAAAGGGCACCCAGGGACACAAAGACAGAGGGUGGUGGGCAGCCAAUCAAAGUGGUGAUCUCUGAGGCGUGUGUUCAGGGGGACUCCAGUCAGACCCAGGGCAAGGAACUGGACCUUGAGCCUGGUUCUCCUCUAGUCCUUACCUAUCGAAUCCGACUGGUUCCAGGGUCGUGCGGAGGCGGGUGCGAGGCCGAGUUUGCUGCCCUGCGAGACCGUCUGGAGAGGCUGGAGAAGGAGGUGUCGUCAUUGAGGGAGAAGUGUGGAGGCCCAGAGGGGGGCUGCUGCACGUCCCAACAGAGCAAAGGUGCUGAGUGCUCCAUAAAGCCGGAGGGAGACGAGUGUCCUAAUGAGUGCAGUGACCAGGGACGCUGUGAGGACGGCAAGUGUGUCUGCUUCCCAAGGUUUAGUGGACCCGACUGCAGUUUGUCUGACUGCCCCGGCAACUGCAAUGACAAAGGAAAGUGUGUGAAUGGCCAGUGUGUGUGCGACCCAGGUUUCACAGGGCCAGACUGCUCUUCAGAGUCCUGUCCUGGAAACUGUAACAACAAGGGGCGAUGUGUGAACGGCCAGUGUGUGUGCGACCCAGGUUUCACAGGGCCAGACUGCUCUUCAGAGUCCUGUCCUGGAAACUGUAACAACAAGGGGCGAUGUGUGAACGGCCAGUGUGUGUGCGACCCAGGUUUCACAGGGCCAGACUGCUCUUCAGAGUCCUGUCCUGGAAACUGUAACAACAAGGGGCGAUGUGUGAACGGCCAGUGUGUGUGCGACCCAGGUUUCACAGGGCCAGACUGCUCUUCAGAGUCCUGUCCUGGAAACUGUAACAACAAGGGGCGAUGUGUGAACGGCCAGUGUGUGUGCGACCCAGGUUUCACAGGGCCAGACUGCUCUUCAGAUUCCUGUCCUGGAAAUUGUAACAACAAGGGGCGAUGUGUGAACGGCCAGUGUGUGUGCAACACUGGCUUCACAGGCCCAGACUGCUCUACCAAGGCAUGUCCUGGAAACUGCAAAAACGGGGGGAAGUGUGUGAAUGGUAAGUGUGUGUGUCAUAGUGGUUUUACGGGGCCAGACUGCUCUACCAAGUCCUGCCCUGGCAACUGCAGCAACCGUGGAAAGUGUGUGAAUGGCCAAUGUGUCUGCGACAGCGGCUUUACGGGGCCGGACUGUUCCGCCAAAGCGUGUCCCAAUAACUGCAGCAACAAGGGAAAUUGCGUGAAUGGGAAGUGCGUGUGUGAAGUGGGCUUCAGUGGACAGGACUGCGCCGCUAAGGGCUGUCCCGAUAACUGCAGCAACAAAGGGCGCUGCGUGAAGGGGAGGUGUGUGUGCCGCCGUGGUUUCGCCGCCCCAGACUGCAGCCAGUGUGAAGCUGGGUUCACUGGAGCUGACUGUGGCACCGCCAUGUCUGGUGUGUCCCAGCUCAACACCAAGGACAUCACUGAAUCCUCUGUUACCCUCUUCUGGACCCCACCUCCAGUCCAGUAUGACACCUACCACGUCACCUUCGCCAGCCAGAAAGAGGGCGAUCAACAGAUAACAUCUCAAGUUGGAGGGAAGCUCGUGACCUACACCCAAACAGGGCUGGCGGCCGGGCAAGAGUACACAGUGACAAUCAAGGGAGAAAUAAAUGGGAGAAUGGGCACUGAGAGCACAGCAGAAUUCACAACCCUUAUCUCUGGACCCACAAACCUUCAAGUUGUGAAGACAACCACAACAUCUGCAGUUGUCCAAUGGGAACAAUCGCAAGGAGACAUCGACAGGUAUCGCUUAACUGUUGCACCCAAUCAGACAGACGGAACAGCCAAGGGAAGACAAGACCUGACCCUGCCCCCUGAGAGGGACUCUGCCCAGAUUGACGGUUUGGACCCGGGGCAUUUGUAUGACAUUACACUAGUGGCUGAAAAAGGCAGGAUCAAGAGCAAGCCAGCAACAGUCCAAGUCACACCUGGAAGAUCCACAAAGACAAUAUCCAGGGUGACCAUGGACACUGUGACCAUACAGGUAGCACCAGGAGUAGAAAGCCAUGAUGAAGACCCAGCAGGGAAUACAAAGCCUGUGAAGGCCAUCUUCUACUCAAAGGCCAAUGGUGAAGAACCAGAGCGUGGAAAGAAUAGCAGUGGACCAGGCUCUGUAACAGUCAAAGGCACCAAUGGAACCAAAGAGGUCCCAUCUGUUACAACCAGCACAAGACCACUUGUCAACACAAAAUACAGGGUUGUACAUAAACCAGGUGAUAGAAUAACCUUGCCCAGGAAGCCAUACAUUGGAGGCUCUAUCCGUUUCAAUGGUACAAGAGUAGGCCAGGGUGGGAGGAGAGUGGGUCACAGUCUUCUGAAAAAGCCUUCAAGCAGAAAUCCAUUGGAGGGGCCAAAGGUCAAGAAGACCUUAAAUACUGACACUAAACCAGAAAAUCCCAUUGUUGGGGACAGGACUAUAGCUAUAACUGUGAAAGACACUAAGCUGAAGACAAGUCCUCUUGGAGAAAAAGAUGGAACUUCGACAAAGACAUAUCCUGUUGGAAGCCUUCCUGAAAAUGCCACUCCGAGCUCUGGUUCUGAACAACCAACAGUGAUUCCCGGCUUAAAGGACCUACCUGAUAGAAAAAAGGGUACAGAGACUGAAACAAAUGAGCCAGGACAAGGGACAGAUGGUCUGGAGCCUACAACCACAUUAGAAAAGAAUACUACUGUUCACCUGAACGGGAAGAAAUGUGUCAACAAGAUUAAAUUGACACACAGGAAAGUCAAUGUGACCCGUAGAGAGAGAGUCAUUGGGGGGAGGGUCAAUGGCACAAUAGUUAAAAGUAAACCCACAACAGAGCAGGGGUUUGCUGAAAAAGAGGACAGUGCCCUAAAAGUGUCUGAAACAAGACAUUCCAAGACUACAUUUCCUGAGCGCAACCUGUUAAUUCACACACAGAGAAAAGCAGAUGACAUUGCUCCACACACCACACAAAGUCCUACAUAUUCAACUUUCUCUUCACCUUCACCAGUAUCACCUACUUCCUACAUGUCACUUAUUUCAGCUCCUGCAAAACUUGAUGAAUCAAUGACCGGUAUCGGUCAACCCAUGGCUGACAGAGAUGUGGUGAAUACAAAGACUUUGCCUGUUCCCCAAUCCCAAUCCUCUAACCUACCUCCAGAAGGGGAACCAACAUCCUCCAGCGAAUCAGAACAAAAUGGCAAUAGACCAUCUCCUUCCAACUCUGAGGACUCAUACUCAGAUAAAGUGAAUGUUGCUGUAGCAGAUGUGGGUAUCAGCAGAGAUGGAGAGAAAACAACUGACGUGGGAUUGUUUGGAACCAAACAAAACAAGACAAAGACUUUGAGAGUGGGUGGCACACCACCUUUUCGACGCCUACCUCCAAAGGGGCCCUACCAACGCCGCCCAAACCUAAAUAUGAGACCAUUCCAAAACAGGACACGUUCACCUUCUUCAGCUCCCACAAAACAAAAUGAAUCAAAGACCGGUAUGGGUCAACCCAUGACUGACAGACAAGUGGUGUUUGCAAAGACAUUGCUUAUUUCCCCAGCCCAAUCCUCAACCCUCCAUCCAGAUGCUCAGCCAGAGAGGGCACCAACAUCAUCCAGUGAAUCAGAACAGAGUGGCAAAGAAGACUAUUCAUCAUCUUCCUCCACUUCAGAGGAAUCAGACUCUACUAAAGAAAAUGUUGCAGUGGCAGAGGAUGGUAUGAGCACAGACGGAGACAGGGCAACUUACGUGGUGUCGUCUGGAACUGAACAAAACAAGUCAAAGACUCUGACAGUGGGCGGCACACCACCCUUACGCCGUCUACCUCCUAAGUGGACUCAGCAACGCCGCCCACACCCAAAUAUGGGACCAUUCCAAAACAGGACACGAACAAACCUGAGACCCCCACAGCAUCCAUCAAGAGGCCCCAUACGCAGACCUUUCCCACCUAAACUGACAAACAGGGACAACGGCAUCAUCGUUCAAACCACUCAACCGGUGGAGCAGGGCUCCUACAGCAACAGCCAGAAUGACACAAACACAGACCGUAAGCCCAAAACUCUCCUCAAGAGAACAAAUGCCACAGCUAGUAAAAUAGCACGAAGUCAAACAUAUAUGAGAAAUAACGGUAGUUUGAGCCAAAGGGGCCAAGAUUCAAAAACAGGUCAUCAUGACAAAGGUAGCCAAGUGAGUAAGACUGCUGAUUCAAAAGACAGCCCAAACCAGAUAAAUGGAUCAGAUGCCACUACUUCUGGAAAAACAGGCCAGCCUCUAAACUCAGUGGGGGUUCAAAGCAUAACCUCAGGAGGUUUCGUACUUGUUUGGGGAGCACCAGAGGGGAUGUACAGAAAUUUCAUAGUAACCCGGGAAGAGCAUGGAAGUAAGAAUGAGGCAGAGAAAGAGGAGGAAGAGGAAGUGGAGGAGAGGGAGAGUGAGUCAGAGGAGGAUAGUGAGGAGGAAGGGGAGGGGGAGGCAAAAACUGAGAAGGAGAACAACGGGAAUGAGGAGGAAAGUGAAAUGGGGGUGAGUCAAGGUAAGGGGGGAGUGGAGGAGAACACUGUUACCAAUAGCAAAAGUGAUAACCAUAGACAGAACAGCAACAGUAAUACUUUGGCUAAAGUUGGUGACGGGGGUACAAUCAAGUUCUCCAAAGUCCUUCCAGGGUCGGCUCGCUUAUUCCCAUUCCAGAAUCUCCAUCCACAGACACGCUAUUCCCUGUCCGUGUUUGGGAAGGGUCCCGGACUACGCUCCAAAAUUCACAGAAUCAUCGUCAGCACAGGUCCAGAGCCUCCCUCAGGUCUUCUCUUCAGUGAAGUGACUGAGACGUCUCUCUCUGUGUCCUGGACCAAGCCAAAAGGUCCAGUGAGUGGCUUCAAGGUCACCUACACUCACACACAGGAAGGGGAGCCUCUCUCCGUAACAGUGGACUCUGUGGAUUCCACUCUGCCACUGACAAAGCUCUCUCCAGGGUCCUCCUAUGAGGUCAGCGUGAUAUCCGUCCUUGGACUGGACGAGAGCGAUGCAAUCAAAGACCUGGUUAUGACACUCCCUGACCCUCCAACGGAUCUCAGGGCCAUUAAUGUCACAGACACCAAGGCCUUGCUGCUAUGGCGACCAGCACUGGCAACGGUCGACCGUUACGUCAUAGUUUAUGGCUCUGAAAAAGGGUCAGAUGAUGCGAAGAUCACUGUAUCGGGCAACGCGGCGGAGCAACAGCUGAAAGGCCUGCAGGGCUCCACUAUGUACACGGUCACAGUCACCAGUCAGCUGGGCAACCUGGACAGCUCUGCCGCCAUCACCGUCUUCACCACUACCGGUGGAUCCGCGAAAGUCGGGGAAGUCCCGCGUGACCUGAAGGCCAGUCAGGUGACUCCUCGCUCAGCGUUGUUGACAUGGAAAGCACCCUCUGCCGCCGUGGGAAGCUACAAGCUGACCUAUCAAACGGAGGGACAGGAGAUGCAGGAGGUUACCAUUGACUCCACAGUAACAGAGUUCAAGUUAACCAGGCUGCAUCCCAUGUCCAAGUACACGGUGCAGCUACAGGGAGAGAGGGGGGGGAGCUACACUGCUACAAUUUCCACUGAGUUCACCACAGGGAAUCUCCGAUACCCCUUCCCAAGUGACUGUUCCCAGGAGCUGCUAAACGGGAUACAUGAGUCUGGAGAGGUGGAGAUCUUCCCCAAGGGAAAGCAGGGAAAACCAGUGUUGGUCUACUGCGACCAGGUGACUGAUGGAGGCGGCUGGACGGUUUUCCAGAGAAGGAUGGAUGGGAAAACGGACUUCUUCAGAGGCUGGAAGAACUACAGCAAAGGGUUUGGAGAACUGAGUGGGGAAUUUUGGCUGGGUAAUGACAACCUACACAAUCUAACCAGCAUGGCACCAAUGACACUACGUGUGGACCUCCGUGCAGGGGACGAAUCAGUGUUUGCCAAGUACUCUGUAUUCACAGUGGACACUGUUAGGAGGAACUAUGCUCUCAAAGUGUCUGGGUACAGCGGUACAGCAGGCGACUCUAUGAGUUACCACAACGCACGCCUGUUCUCUACCAGAGACAGAGACCCCAUGCCUUUCAUCACCCGCUGCGCCAUGUCCUAUAGAGGGGGUUGGUGGUACAAGAACUGCCACGAGGCCAACCUUAAUGGCCUCUACGACACCAGUGUGAAUCACCAGGGUGUGAUCUGGACUGCCUGGAAAGGAAAGGACUUUUCCAUCCCUUUCACUGAGAUGAAGCUCCGACCAACAUCUUUCACCCCUCCAACUCAGGGAUAAUGACAAAGUGGUGGACAGAAAAUGAGAAGGGGAGAGAGGCACAAUUUAUGAACACAGACACACAUCCAGGUAACUGCCCAAAUACAGGAAACAUCAACAUAAAGUGUCUUCAUAGGGUGUUGGGUCACCACGAGCCAGAAUAGCUUCAAUGCACCUUGGCAGAGAUUCUGCAAGUGUCUGAAACUCUAUUGGAGGGAUGCGACACCAUUCUUCCACGAGAAAUUCCAUCAUUUGGUGUUUUGUUGAUG